Pseudocercospora fijiensis CIRAD86 is the source of this 1046-nucleotide messenger RNA. RefSeq lists its product as uncharacterized. Bases 1 to 876 code for a protein of 291 amino acids. Gene Ontology annotation, cellular component: proteasome core complex, alpha-subunit complex; nucleus; proteasome core complex. The transcript has 2 exons. Gene Ontology annotation, biological process: ubiquitin-dependent protein catabolic process. NCBI's taxonomy places the organism in Eukaryota, Fungi, Ascomycota, Dothideomycetes, Mycosphaerellales, Mycosphaerellaceae. The record is from RefSeq and is a predicted model, not a curated record.
AUGGCUUCUGGCUACGACCGCGCGCUGUCCGUCUUCUCGCCUGAUGGUCACGUCUUCCAAGUCGAAUAUGCCCUCGAAGCCGUCAAGCGUGGAACAUGCGCAGUCGCUGUGAAGGGUACUGCAAAGGACGAUCAGGUCGUGGUAUUAGGUUGCGAGAAGCGAUCCGCCCUGAAGCUCCAAGACACCCGCAUCACGCCUUCCAAGAUCUCCAUGCUUGAUACCCACGUCUGCCUUGCAUUCGCCGGUCUCAACGCAGAUGCUCGCAUUCUGGUAGACAAGGCGCGGUUGGAGGCUCAGUCGCAUCGUCUGACGGUGGAGGACGCAGUGAGCGUAGAGUACAUCACCAAAUAUGUGGCAGGCGUGCAGCAGCGAUAUACCCAAUCGGGAGGCGUGCGGCCCUUCGGUAUCAGCACGUUGAUUGUGGGCUUCGACCCAGGCAGCAAGGAGGCACGCCUCUACCAGACUGAGCCGAGUGGUAUCUACAGCGCGUGGAAAGCAAACGCCAUCGGCCGCUCUUCGAAGACCGUACGAGAAUUUCUCGAGCGUAACCACAAGGACGACAUGACCCGCGCCGAAACCAUCGAGCUUACCAUCAAGUCGCUUCUCGAAGUCGUCCAGACCGGUGCCAAAAACAUCGAGAUCGCAAUCAUGGCACCAGGAAAGACGGUCGAGAUGCUGCCAUCAGAAGAGAUCGAGAAGACAGUGGAGAAAAUCAACAGCGAGAAGGAUGCCGCGGCUGAGGCAAGUGCUAACCGCAGAGGAGGUGCGCGACAAGGUGGAACUGCGACUGGCGAGGCCGCAGCAUCUGCCCAAGGUCCCGAACAGGUCCUGGCAUCGAGACCUGCUGGUGAAGGUAGUGGUGCUCCUCCGGAGUAAGUUUUGGAGGAGAUCGAGGAAUAGCAUAAAACGCGUGGCGUUUCGCGGAUUCAAGAGCCGGAAUAGGCAUGUAUAUUACCUUUCACAAAAAGUGAGAGGAAAGAGAAUUGAGCAGGUCAGACGACCUAUAGACUGAGACGUCCAGCCAAUAAUGAUUGUCGAGAUAUGUG